Messenger RNA from Musa acuminata AAA Group (dessert banana), 1711 nucleotides. RefSeq names its product 7-dehydrocholesterol reductase. Gene Ontology annotation, molecular function: oxidoreductase activity, acting on the CH-CH group of donors, NAD or NADP as acceptor. NCBI's taxonomy places the organism in Eukaryota, Viridiplantae, Streptophyta, Magnoliopsida, Zingiberales, Musaceae. Gene Ontology annotation, cellular component: endoplasmic reticulum membrane. Gene Ontology annotation, biological process: brassinosteroid biosynthetic process; sterol biosynthetic process. The transcript is spliced from 13 exons. Bases 133 to 1437 code for a protein of 434 amino acids. The record is from RefSeq and is a predicted model, not a curated record.
UGAAGAUCGCCGUGAUUAGGUUAAAUAGAAGGAGUGUUCGGUCCGUCCGCGCUCCUCGUUAAUAUCUCCGAGAUCUGCCCGAGCAGAAACGAAGCAGAAGGGGGUGGGAGGGGAGCGAGGAGAACUACGAAGAUGGGUGAAUCGAAGACGGUCCAUUCGGCCCUCGUCACCUACACUUCCGUGAUAUCGCUCCUCACGCUGUGCCCCCCGUUCGUCAUCCUGCUAUGGUAUACAAUGGUUCAUGCUGAUGGUUCAGUCUUGCAAACCUUUGAAUAUCUAAAGCAACAUGGGCUGCAGGGUCUUAAAGAUAUCUUGCCUGCACCUUCCCCCAUCGCAUGGAAGUUAAUUGCUUGUUUUGGUGCAUUUGAAGCCAUACUCCAGUUGGCACUGCCUGGUAAAAGGGUUGAAGGUCCCAUUUCUCCUAAUGGAAAUAUACCCGUCUAUAAGGCAAAUGGCUUGCAAGCUUAUGCUGUGACAUUAGUAACUUAUCUCAGCCUUUGGUGGUUUGGAAUUUUCAAUCCUGCGAUUGUUUAUGACCACCUGGGAGAAAUUUAUUCUGCACUUGUAAUGGGAAGCUUAGUCUUCUGCCUUUUCUUAUACUUAAAGGGUCAUGUGGCGCCAUCAUCAUCUGAUUCUGGUUCAUCAGGGAACUUCAUAAUCGAUUUUUAUUGGGGAAUGGAGUUGUAUCCUCGCAUUGGUAAACAUUUUGAUAUCAAAGUUUUCACAAACUGUAGAUUUGGUAUGAUGUCUUGGGCAGUUCUUGCUGUGACAUAUUGCAUUAAGCAGUAUGAAAUGAAUGGACAAGUAUCUGACUCUAUGCUGGUAAACACUGUAUUGAUGCUUGUCUACAUCACUAAAUUCUUUUGGUGGGAAGCUGGGUACUGGUGCACUAUGGAUAUUGCACAUGACAGAGCUGGAUUCUAUAUCUGUUGGGGAUGCUUGGUAUGGGUUCCAUCAAUCUAUACUUCCCCUGGGAUGUACCUUGUCAACCAUCCUGUUAGCCUAGGCACCCAGCUUGCACUUUUCAUACUUGUGUCUGGACUUCUUUGCAUCUACAUUAAUUAUGACUGUGAUAGACAAAGGCAAGAAUUCCGCAGAACAAAUGGGAAGUGUUUGAUAUGGGGAAAAGCUCCAUCAAAGAUUGUAGCCUCCUAUCGUACCGAGAAAGGGGAGACAAAGACCAGCCUUCUCCUAACUUCUGGAUGGUGGGGUGUAUCUCGUCAUUUCCACUAUGUGCCUGAGAUAUUAGCUGCAUUCUUCUGGACUGUUCCGGCCCUUUUUAACCAUUUCCUACCAUAUUUCUAUGUGUUGUUUCUGACUAUUCUCCUCUUCGACCGAGCAAAAAGGGAUGAUGAUCGGUGUGCAUCCAAGUAUGGCAAAUACUGGAAGAUGUACUGCAAUAAGGUACCCUACAGGGUCAUACCUGGGAUCUACUGAGUAUUUCUGGUUGGUGGGCCUUUCAUGGCAAAAAUGCCCAGCACAUGAGGCGGCAUUGCUUUGCAUGCAGUUGAAUUUACUUAAGAUAAUAUUUAUGCUGUUCAAAUUUAUGCAUGUACUUGUACUAAUGCAUGUAGUGUGACCCUUAACCAUCAGGCUUGUGUGGAGAGUUGUGGAUAAUCUUUAUGGCCAUCUUGCUGAGUCAAUUUUCCUUUGAUGUAAUCAAGCCAGUAUUAUCCAAAUCAUCAUCUUUAUGGCUUUUAUGUUGGGUAAA